AUGUGUUGUACAGGGAAGUGUGCCCGUUUAGUGGGUUUGAUCCUGCUGCCCUCAGCAUUUGCGUGUAUGAUAGCCAACCUGCUGCUGUUCUUCCCCAAUGGGGAGAGUCUGAAGAAUGACCAGAUCUCUUUGCAGGUCUGGCUUAUGGGAGGACUCCUCGGUGGAGGACUGUUUAUGCUGUGUCCAAGCUGUUCAGCUAUCAGGGCUGGGGGCAAGGGUUGCUGUGGAAAGGGUUGCUGUGGGAACCGUUGCCGUAUGCUGAACUCUGUGUUUUCUUCUGCGUUUGGUCUGAUUGGGGCAAUAUACAGUACCAGUGUUGCAUCUGCUGCACUGGCUAUAGGACCAAAAUGCCAAGUAGCUGGCAUGGAAUGGAAGUAUCCCUUUGAGGACAUGCCCCAAGGGAACAACAGCUACUUGGUGGAUAAAUCUCUGUGGUCACUCUGUGAGUUCCCAGAGAAUUCGGUCCUCUGGCACAUUGUUCUCUUCUCCAUCAUACUGGGCUUGGGCAUGCUGCAGGUCGUGCUCCUUGGAAUACAGGUCAUCAAUGGCUGCCUGGGCUGCUUCUGCGGCGACUGCCGAAGCAGCAAGGAUGAUGAAGCAGGAUUAUGACCAAAAGAUACUAUCAGUGAAUUCAACAUAAUUAAACAUUCCAAUGUCAGAUGUCUUUAAACAUUUCAUAUGUGUACAUUGACUGUAUGAACAGCAGCAACUUGCUUGAUGUGCUAAUUUAAUUUUAGUGAAGAUUUAUUACAAAACAUGUUUGUAGCAGCAAAUAAACUUUAAUUUGCCAGGUGAUAUAUUUUUCAUGCAAAUGUCCUAAAUGCAUCUUAGUAAUACAGAAAUAUGGAAAUCA
Molecule: messenger RNA, 853 nt
Organism: Electrophorus electricus (electric eel)
Lineage: Eukaryota; Metazoa; Chordata; Actinopteri; Gymnotiformes; Gymnotidae
Gene: tm4sf5
Product: transmembrane 4 L six family member 5
Cellular component (GO): membrane
Source: RefSeq, a predicted model, not a curated record